This is a messenger RNA of Pseudopipra pipra, 8126 nucleotides long. RefSeq names its product signal peptide, CUB domain and EGF like domain containing 1 (gene SCUBE1). Gene Ontology annotation, biological process: signal transduction. Gene Ontology annotation, molecular function: calcium ion binding. Gene Ontology annotation, cellular component: cell surface. The record is from RefSeq and is a predicted model, not a curated record. The transcript is spliced from 23 exons. Bases 63 to 3119 code for a protein of 1018 amino acids. NCBI's taxonomy places the organism in Eukaryota, Metazoa, Chordata, Aves, Passeriformes, Pipridae.
GGCUCCGCGGCCGCCCCGGCGCGUCCCUUAUCGCGCUCCCGCGCCGCCAGCGCAUCGUUAUCAUGGGCACUGUUUGCUUUGCGCGCCGCUGCUGUUUGCUUUUCGCCCUCGCCUGGGCCGGCAGGUUGGCGGGAGGCAGCGGGGGCGCAGAUGUUGACGAGUGCGCGGAAGCCACGGAUGACUGUCACAUCGAUGCCAUCUGUCAGAACACACCGAAAUCCUACAAAUGCAUCUGCAAGCCGGGCUAUAAAGGGGAAGGGAAGCAGUGUGAAGACAUUGAUGAGUGUGAGAAUGACUUUUACAACGGGGGUUGUGUCCACGAGUGCAUCAACAUCCCAGGCAACUACAGGUGCACGUGCUAUGACGGGUUCAUGUUGGCCCAUGAUGGCCACAACUGCCUUGAUGUUGACGAGUGUCUGGAUAACAAUGGAGGGUGCCAGCAGAUCUGUGUAAAUACCAUGGGCAGCUAUGAAUGUCAGUGCAAAGAGGGCUUUUUUCUGAGUGAUAACCAGCACACCUGCAUCCAUCGCUCCAUUGAGGGUAUGAACUGUAUGAACAAAGAUCAUGGGUGUGCACACAUCUGCCGGGAGACACCCAAAGGUGGGGUUGCCUGUGAAUGUAGGCCUGGCUUUGAGCUUGCCAAAAACCAGAAGGACUGCAAAUUAACCUGUAACUAUGGGAAUGGAGGCUGCCAGCACACCUGUGAUGACACAGAUACUGGGCCUGUGUGUGGUUGUCACCAGAAGUACGCCCUGCACUCCGACGGCCGAACCUGCAUCGAGAAGGAUGAGGCUGCAAUUGAGAGUUCUGAGUACAAUGCCACGUCAGUAGCUGAUGUGGACAAGCGGGUGAAACGGCGGCUACUUAUGGAAACAUGUGCUGUCAAUAACGGAGGCUGCGAUCGGACGUGCAAGGACACGGCGACAGGGGUCCGCUGCAGUUGCCCAGUUGGAUUUACCCUGCAGCCUGAUGGGAAAACGUGCAAAGAUAUCGAUGAGUGCUUGGUGAACAACGGGGGCUGUGACCAUUUCUGCAGAAACACAGUUGGCAGCUUCGAGUGCAGCUGCCAGAAAGGCUACAAACUGCUCACAGACGAAAGGACCUGCCAAGAUAUAGAUGAGUGUUCAUUUGAGAGGACCUGUGAUCACACCUGUAUCAACUACCCUGGAAGCUUUGAGUGUCUCUGCCACAAAGGCUACACCCUGUAUGGACUGACACACUGUGGAGAUAUUGAUGAAUGCAGCAUCAGCAAUGGUAGCUGUGACUAUGGGUGUCUUAAUACCAUGGGGAGCUAUGAGUGUGUCUGCCCACCUGGAAAGAAACUGCACUGGAAUAAAAAGGACUGUGUUGAGAUGGUGAAAUGUCUCCCAAAUGCCAAACCAGCUCCCAAGGCUCAGCUGGUGUGUAGUAAGACAGGAGGCAUAGAGAGCUGCUUCCUGUCAUGCCCAUCCAACACUCUUUUUGUUCCAGACUCGGAGAACAGCUACACCCUGAGCUGUGGAGUCCCCGUCCAGCAAGGCAAGGCUCAGCCAAAGCGCAACACCACCCUGCCCAGCUGCCCAGAUUCAUUAGCCCCUCCAAUCAAGCAGAAAGCUCGUUUUAAAAUCAAAGAUGCAAAAUGCCAUUUACGGCCUCGCAGCAAAGAAAAACCAAAAGAUUCUGGGAAGCAGCCUGUUUCAGGAGGCCAAUUCCCUUGCACAGACAACUGCCAGGUGACCUUUGUGAACCUCAAGUGCGAUUCCUCCAAGAAAAAACGCCGAGGCCGCAAGUCCCCGUCCAAAGAAGUGUCCCACAUCACUGCAGAGUUUGAAGUGGAGAUGAAGUCAGAAGAAGUCUCAGACACCUGUAACAUUGACUGUGUUCGGAAAAGGAUGGAGCAGAAGCUGCAAACUGCAAUCAAAACAUUGAGGAAAUCUAUUAAUAAACAGCAAUUUUACAUUCAGUUUUCUGGGACAGAGUAUGAAGUGGCUCAGAAGCCAGCUAAAGCUACUGAGGGGCACGAGGCUUGCAGUACAGGGCAAGUACUGCAGGAUGGAAAAUGUGUUACCUGCAGCACGGGCACCUUUUAUAGCGGAGAACACAAUCAGUGCGUUCCCUGCUCCCCAGGAACUUACCAGGACACAGAAGGUCAACUCACCUGUGAGCCUUGCCCAAGUAACGAUGGACAGGGAGUAGCAGGAGCCCGGAAUGUGUCAGAAUGUGGAGGGCAGUGUUCUCCUGGGCACUACUCCUCAGAUGGUUUUAAACCUUGCACAGUGUGUCCUCUGGGUACCUACCAGCCUGAGCCAGGGAGGACCCUCUGCUUUCCAUGUGGCGGUGGGCUUGUGACCAAAUAUGAAGGUGCUGUUUCCUUCCAAGACUGUGAAACCAAAGUUCACUGUUCUCCUGGGCACUACUACAACUCCACCACACACAGAUGCAUCCGAUGCCCUGCGGGGACCUACCAGCCUGAGUUUGGGCAGAACUACUGCAUCACCUGCCCUGGGAACACCAGCACGGAUUUUGAUGGCUCCACUAAUGUUACACACUGCAAAAACCAGCACUGUGGAGGAGAACUUGGGGACUAUACUGGCUACAUUGAAUCACCCAAUUAUCCUGGAGACUACCCAGCUAAUGUCGAAUGCAUUUGGAAUAUAAACCCACCUCCAAAGAGGAGGAUACUCAUUGUAGUACCUGAGAUAUUCCUCCCAAUCGAAGAUGAAUGUGGUGAUGUUUUAGUAAUGAGGAAAAGUGCUUCUCCUACUUCAAUUACCACAUAUGAAACAUGUCAGACUUAUGAGAGACCUAUUGCAUUUACCUCAAGAUCAAGGAAGCUCUGGAUUCAGUUCAAGUCAAAUGAAGGAAACAGUGGCAAAGGAUUUCAGGUCCCCUAUGUGACUUAUGAUGAGGAUUACCAACAACUAAUAGAAGACAUUGUUCGAGACGGCCGAUUAUAUGCGUCAGAAAAUCAUCAGGAAAUUCUAAAGGACAAGAAACUGAUUAAAGCUCUCUUUGAUGUACUGGCACACCCACAAAACUAUUUCAAGUACACAGCACAGGAGUCAAAAGAAAUGUUCCCAAGAUCAUUUAUAAAGCUGCUGCGAUCCAAAGUGUCCAGAUUUCUACGACCAUACAAGUAGUCCAGUGGUACUCAAUUUUUGGUUACUUUGCAUUCCUGUCAAAUAUCGUCUUUCCUCCACAGUAGAAGCAUUUGCUAACUUGAAGGCUCUUUUUUGCAGUCUUUGUUCUCAGUUGUAUAUGGAAGAACGCCUACAAUGUUUUAUAAUUGUUAAAAGUCAGUGUUUUGAAUGGGAUUUUUACUACCAAAAAAAAAAAAGUGCAUCCCUGAGUGCAUCUUGUUGAAGAUCUGAAUUUGUGUCUGCACUAGUGUAUCCUCACUCCCCAUCUGAAAUUUCAUGAUGUAGAAAAUAUUCUUUCGAGCUUUUUAUUUUUCCAUCAACAAUAACUUUUGUCAAAGAAAGGAGGAAUCUAUUCAAAUGUGAUUAAACUACCUGCAGAUAAGUUCUGUUGUAGAGAGAAGUAUGUAGUAUAAAUAAUAUUUGGAUUUUUGAAUUGCACUUGAAGUUUAUAUUUGAAUCUUUAGAUGAAAACAAAAAAAAAAAUCUAAAUUUUGUUAUUUCUCAGUUGUGGCUUGGUGGAACCUCUGUCCAAGUAGGAAUCAAAAAGGGAAAAAAAGAGAAAAAAAAAAAGAAACAUAUGUAUAAUUUUGUUUUAUGAACUACAUGAGAUUGAGUCCCAUGCCCUAAUGUCCUAAUGUUUUUAUCUGUCCUCUUCUAAUCUUCUUCAGAGGUUUGCCACUGUCAGUUAUUUGAUUGAAACAGAUUUAGCUCUGGAUUUCCAUGCACCAGUUGGUCCCUUUAAAGGCAUUUACAAUAGGAUAUGUGAGAAAUGAACAGCAACCACGCUAGCAGUCUUGUUUUUCUUUCCAUUAAGAGAGCAUCUAAUUAAGUACAAUAUAUAAAUAUAUAAAUAUAUACUUCUAUUUGUGGGUACAUUAGUAAUGUUAUCUCUAGUUACUGUAAAUAUUAUUCAUGCUUAAAUCUUUACUCCCACACACCCUAUUUACUCAUAUCUAUAUGUAACUUUGUGUAGAUGAUUAAAUGACUUCUCCAAGUGCUUGUCACUUCUAUUGACACCGACCUGAAGCCUUUUGGAGUUUUAUAAUACUGGAUAAUGGUUUCCUCUGGGACAAUCUCUUUCAGUAUGCAGAGGAGUUGGAGUCUUCAGAGACAGCCUGAACUUAGGGUCUGACAACUCAUUUCUUUCCACUCGUGGAUCUUAGGUCUUUGAUGGGCUUUCUCUUUAAUACCUACAUUAACCCUCAUUUCCAAAUAUAAUUUCUCCAUAAAAAUCCUUUGUUAAAGGCUGUUAAACCUAAACUUUUUGUGAGGAUGUUGUAACUACUUUUAUUUAUUAUUCACCCCGAGUUACGAAAAGGGGACUUUCCAAGAAGACAUUCUUAUCAGCCCUACAUUCACUGUGUGUCUGGAACAACAAGAAAAAAAGUUUCGUGUAUUUUUUCCCUUCUCAGUAAUUAUUUUUAGGGAAAAAAAAAAAUAAAAAGCAAAAAGUUUUUAGGUACUCGAAUUAUGUAGGAGUGUAUAGCUAAAAAAACUACUUUAGCCAAUCAGUGCUUCAAAGGCUGACAGGUUAUUCAGAGUAUUAUCAAGAUAUACAUUAGAAUGGGUCAGGAUUGCAGCCAUUCUACAGAAAGAUAUGAAGGAAAAAUACGAAAAAUAUGGAGAAAAUUAACUCCCUCAUUUGAUGAAUUAUUUACAGUGGCCUUUAGAAUUUCAGACUCCAGUGAGCAAACUCUGGAACCUGUUGCUGUACGGUGAGUUUAGUAAAAUACUUCCUAAAACUUUUUAAAGCUCAAUGACCAACAUGUUUGGACAUAAUUAGAAAAAUGAGUCAGGUUUGAAUGUUUGCGGCUCUACUUAGAAAUGCUCCUGGAUGUGCCAAUUUCUAGUGAAAAAAGUAAUGACAAGUGGUAUAUAAAGUUAAAAAUGCUUUGAAUUCCAUAGUAGAUUUACAGUUACAGAGACUGGCAGUCACCAAAUAGAAGGUGAGUUCAGCUCUUCAUUUGUUAGCAUUGGUGUAGGAUGCCUUCAUUGUCACACAACAGCAGUACAACAACAAGGAAAGUCUUCUAUGGAGAAGACUUAGGAACAUUUGGGAAUCAAAAACCACACGAGGAGAAAUGUGGCUGCCUUUAAGAAAACCAGCUUUGUGAAAUGAUAGAAUCAGUGCAGCACAGAAUUUGAGCAUUUAAACAUAAUAAAUACAGCCCUGCAUCUGCUCUUAUGGAAUUACACACUGUAUGCAGGAGAGGUGCAACAACAUGUUUUUGUGUUAUUGCAGGAAGGCUGGACAAGUGCCCAUUUGUGAUUGCCCAAUUCUGUGGCACAAACAGAGCUCCUUGUUUUCCAUUUGCAAAUGCCUUGUGUGCUUAAAAGCUGCACCCGCAGCACUUACCAUUUUAAGCCUCCUCUGCUUUAAACACUGCACUUAUUUCUAGUGAGGUGGUGGUGAAUCAUCCCUAAACAUUCUCACAGGCCACCAAAUCACCUCCUGCCACAGUCCAGGAGCCUGCAACAAUCCGAGGUUGCUAAUCAAGGCCAGAGUCGUGCCUUGAAAGCACUUAGGGCAAGGUCUGUGUGUGUCAUUUGAGUGCAGGGAACAUCAGGAUUUGGUGUUCAAUACGUUGCCACCUGCGUCUUGCCUGCAAUAGCAAGAUUUAUUCUGCCUGAAGAUUUAGCUCCCUGUAAGUGGAUUUAAAACUGCUGAAGUCUUCGUUCAGCUCCAUCACACAUCAGAUUUUGACCUAAAGACAGAUUUUUCAAAAGGAAUUUAUUUCCUCUUUGUGCCUCCCACACAGAAUAAAGUUAGGACUACUUAAGAGUUAGACUAAUCUUUCCUACACAUCGGCUUCAUUCCAGGGUAAGCUCACUUAAAAGUAAGUAAGCUUCCUUAAAACUAGCUUUAAAAAGCCAGGUUUAGUUUAGUUUUAGACUAGCUUAAAUAAAUACUGGACUGGUCACAACAUUUUCAGAGCCCACAUUCUUGAGCUGUCAGCUGGUUUGGAAAGAGCAGAGCUCACCUGUGGCCCUCUGUCUGUGAGCAGAACACGAGGAUGACGCCACACGAACAAGAAACAUCCUUUAUGUGUGUUCAGCAUUCAAAAAGGACAGUCAAACCCCACCCCACGGCCCUUUGUAAGCCUGUCCAACAGAUUCAGAUUUCUCAGGUCAGUCUUAACGAUAAACAACCCAGUUUUCAUCUUGCAGAAAACAGGCUGGGAACUUCAGGAGCAAAAAGCAGGGGGAUGAUUGUUCUGCAGGAUCUGCUGACAGGUCUUUGACAGCAAAACCUCCCUGCUCUGUGACAGUUCCCAUGUCUGGGACUCUAAAUACCUUUGGGGCUCUUCAAAAAGAAGCUGGAGUGAAAUCUUCAGCAGCUGAAGCCAAAUUUGUCAGCCACCUUAGGGGUCUCGGUGAUUUUCUGAUGAUGGGAAUGAGUGACACACGCAGUUCCCUGGAUCUGUGUCAUGAGUUCACCUAGUUGCAUUUUUUCCUAGUUUAAAACCACUGAUUGACAGGAAUGGUAGUAACUGGAGGAGUUUCUUGUAGACUCUCAAUACUUUGAGACUUUAAUGAAAUAGGUUUCUAGAACGAGAGACUGUUGUAAGCACUUGGGAAAAAAAAUACUUUUGUCUUCCAUAAGAAUUUAUGGAAGAAGUGAAAUUUCUGUAAGGUACUAUGGGCUUAUUCAACUCAGAGUGAGACUUGGGUUCAGAGACAAGUCUCAGGUUUUAUCAGAACAUCUCUCAUCUGAACAGAAACAGACUGGGAAAUAAACAGUGUCAAAAAACUGUUCUCUAAGUAUCUGAAUAUAUACAAUUCCAGUUUGUUGUUUCAUUUAUUUAUUCUGUUUCAUCAUAAAGCUUUUAAUCUAUAAAAUUAAUAUGUAAUAUACAAGAGUAAAAUGUACAGAAGUACCUUUAGAUGUAAUAAUUUAAACCAUCUGUAUUCAGAAAGUGGAGAUAACAAGUUAUACCAACAAUUGCAAUUCAAUUUUAGCUGAACUUCUCAAUAUCUAGAAAAAGAAGUGGCUUUGAUAAUUAAACUUUAUUUUAAUGAUUGUGAAAAUAUCUUUUUUUAGAGUUUGUUUUUGUUACUUUUUUUUAAUUAAAAUUAUUUUGUAAAUAUUGUUUUCUAUGUUUUAUAACUUAGAAAGGCCAUUAAUUUGCAUUGAAAGCAGCAGAGACUCAACAUGAUGAUUAUAAAGGUACUUUAGGAGACUGGGGUGGUUAUCCUUCCAGAUUAUAGAUCCUGUUAUUCCUUCAGUCUCACUGGCAUCAUAGGAAGAGUUUUCUGGGGCAAUUUAACGUGUUCAGUUCCACAGAACUGACUAUCAAGUGUCAUUCUGAAGUGUUUACCAUUUUCAUAAUAUAUAAAGAAUAUGUGUUUUAAAGCUAGUGCUACACAAAGCUCAGAAAUAAAAUAAAAGGGAAUUCAAUAGAUGACACCCAAGUAUAGUAAAAAGACAAGGGAAGUUAUCUCUUUGCUCCUACUGGAAGAGAUAAAACCUCAUAUUGGAUCAGCUCAUAGAGCAUUUUUUAGGCAAAAAGCUCAUUAUCAUCAUGUCCAUCACCAGUUUAAGCGGGAAUUUCUGGUAGAAUAGAUUUUGGGGCAAAACACACGGAGUGUAAUAUUAGUUUCUGCCCCAAUUUGCUCCUUGUAAAUCACUGCACAAGGGUGACAUUUUGAACUAAACCGUUGUAGAUGCUGCUGGGACUUCUAAGCUUUAUUACCAAUGUAAAUUGUGUACAAACAGUAUUUCCAUAUGAAAUGUACGAUAAUAGUUUAGAGCAAGGAUAGCGAAUAACUGUACAAAAUUUGAUACUUAGAAAAUAAAAUACAGUGCUGAGCUUUACCAAUAUUUUAACAAUUCUGUCAGAUUUAUAGUAGAAGAUGUUGUUGUAAAUGUACCUUAUAAGAAAAUACAUUUCCUUUUGCCUCUGUAUAUUAAUAGCUUUGAUUUGCUACGUCAGAGCUCAAAAUGAAGCAUGUAAUAAAACUUUUGUUAAAAUCACUUUCAUAAUAAACAUAAAAUGGAAUGGAUAA